Messenger RNA from Thamnophis elegans (Western terrestrial garter snake), 641 nucleotides. It is a transcript of the gene ANAPC13, whose product is annotated as anaphase promoting complex subunit 13. The transcript is spliced from 3 exons. The record is from RefSeq and is a predicted model, not a curated record. The coding region runs from base 95 to 319 and encodes 74 amino acids. NCBI's taxonomy places the organism in Eukaryota, Metazoa, Chordata, Lepidosauria, Squamata, Natricidae. Gene Ontology annotation, cellular component: anaphase-promoting complex. Gene Ontology annotation, biological process: protein K11-linked ubiquitination.
CCGCCCGCCUGUGACGUCACGUCCUUUCGUUCCAAAAUCGCGGAACGGCGGCGGAUAUCGCGUGCUGCAGCCCUCAUUAUACGCUGUGCAAAAAAUGGACAGUGAGGUACAAAGAGAUGGGAGAAUUCUAGAUUUGAUUGAUGAUGCAUGGAGAGAAGAUAAAUUGCCAUAUGAAGAUGUGGCAAUACCUUUGAAUGAACUUCCAGAACCAGAACAAGACAAUGGUGGAGCAACAGAAUCAGUAAAAGAACAAGAAAUGAAAUGGACUGAUCUGGCUUUGCAGUAUCUUCAUGAGAAUAUUCCUACAAUUGGAAAUUAAUCUGUAUAAAUUAGCAUAAUAGCCACUUUAUUCAGAAGAAUUUCUUGUCAGUUUUGGUUUUCAGUCUUUUGCCCUGUUAGUCUUGUUUUGCAACAGCUGAUAAUUAAUUGUUUUAAUUAAACAAAGUAUUUUGUAGAUCCUGAGAGAUUGCUUACGUUUUGCCAAGUGCUAAAGAUUUUCCUUGAAGUUGCCAGCAGAGGUCGCAUAAGUACAACAGUUUCCAUGAGUAUGAAUUGCUGUUUAAUCAAUUUGUAAUAUGUUGCAAAAAUUCUAUAUGUUUGCACUUCUUGAUUUCAAUAAAUUCUUAUUUGUGGUAAAUACA